Messenger RNA from Olea europaea var. sylvestris, 919 nucleotides. Its product is annotated as DPH4 homolog. Gene Ontology annotation, molecular function: metal ion binding. Gene Ontology annotation, biological process: protein histidyl modification to diphthamide; tRNA wobble uridine modification. Bases 30 to 725 code for a protein of 231 amino acids. The transcript has 2 exons. The record is from RefSeq and is a predicted model, not a curated record. Gene Ontology annotation, cellular component: nucleus; cytosol. NCBI's taxonomy places the organism in Eukaryota, Viridiplantae, Streptophyta, Magnoliopsida, Lamiales, Oleaceae.
CCAACUCUUACCCAGCCUGUUUACAGUUUAUGUAUAGAGCAAAGGGGACGAUCGGAUCUCUUCCUCGGUUUACGCUAAAAUUCGGGAACAAUUCAUCGCCCCUGGGCACCAAUUUAUCUCGUGGUGCUGUGCUUUCUACUCAACUUCUGCAUCACCAAACUUGGGAGUGUUCAAUCAUGAUUGAGAGUGGAAAUUUAAUCCUCAAAUCUCAUUAUGAGAUCCUCGAUGUGAAGGAAGAUGCUAGCUCUGACGAAAUUCGUACAUGCUACCGAACUGCCAUUCUGAGUUAUCAUCCAGAUAAAAUGCAAACGACAUCCCAAACAUCAAAUCCUGCAAACGAGUUGGGCGGAAGGUUUUUAGAGGUGCAGAGGGCUUGGGAAAUCCUCGGAGAUUCAAAAUCUCGUGCACUUUAUGAUAACGAGCUGCAAUCUUCGAGGCAAGAUUCUGCAACUGCUGAAGAUAUCAGAUUAGAGGAUCUGUCAAUCGAAGAGGUUGGUGAUAUUUUUGAGCUUUCGUACGGCUGCAGAUGUGGCGAUUACUUCCUAAUCGAUUCUUUGGAGUUGUCAGAUAUGGGAUAUCCACUGUUGAAAAAUGGGAGUAAAAUUGUUUUGCAAGCGCCUAGAUCUCCACCUGCAUCUGUUGUUCUUCCUUGUGGGUCAUGCUCGCUUAAAGUACGGUUAUUGAUUAAUUCUGAUAGUAAGCUUCAAACUGAGUUGAGUAAUUGAUAAUAGUUUUUCCAUUAAUCUGCAAUUUUGGUCUGAGCAAGUGAUUUAAGAUUAUCUAUAAUUUUGUGGAAUGUAACAGAGAAUUGGAAAAAUGACAGGUCAUUUUGAUUAAAAUUUGUAAUGUGUACUGAUUCAAUUGUUCAUGCAAUUGUUGUGGCCUGUGGUGCCAUUAUUUGAAUAGCAAAGGAUUUGAA